AUGGACGACGACAGGAGACCACCCUCCCCGGAGCCCAGCGAGCAGUCAGUUCUCCCGGAUACUCCACGGUCUGCAGCAGGUCAGGCAGGCCUAGCCGGAGUAUAUCAGCUCAUGGCACAAGUGCUGCAACAGCAACAGAUGAUGCAGCUGGCCGCUAUGCCUUCGGCAGACUCCUGCUACGAGAGGUUCCGCCGACUGAACCCCCCAACCUUUGAGGGUGGGCCUGACCCCAUGGCGGCAGAAGCAUGGAUCCGGGAGAUGGAGAAGAUGUUCCGAGCCCUCCACUUUUCCGAUGAGGUGACGGUCCGGCUGGCGAUCUCUAUGCUGAAAGGGAACGCCGAGUACUGGUGGACGGCCAUGGAGACGGCUUAUGCCAUCGACGGACUCACCUGGAGGGACUUCAAGAGGCUGUCUUACAACCAAUAUUUUCCGGACUCAGUCCACCAGGCAAAGCAGAAUGAAUUCUUGGCGCUGACCCAGACCGACCAGAUGUCUGUUCUGGAGUACGCCAAUAAAUUCAACGAGCUGGGACGAUUUUGCCCCCAGUUCAUGGAGGAGGAGAGAAGUAAGGUAAACAGGUUCGAGCAGGCAUUGAGGUACGGAAUUUGGUCCCGAAUAUCCUCCCAUCUAUUCUCGAGCUACCGGGAUGUACUGGACCGAGCCUUGAAGGUUGAGGCCGACCUGAUGCGGUCCAAGAGAGAGAGGGAGGACAUGAAGAGGACCCGAUCGUCGGGAGCACAGAGUAGUGGGUCCGGAGGCAGCAAGGGGUCUGUGCCCAAGAAGAGACAGAGCAGAGGCUGCCCCACCUGUGGCAAAAACCACAAUGGUACCUGCUUGAAGAAGACCGGGGGUUGUUUUUCUUGCAGGCAGACAGGACACAUCGCCCGCGACUGCCCGAGUCGGAAGAAGGACGAGCCCAGACAUACUGCACCGGAGGACCAGAGAUCGAGGGGUAACCCUCGGGUUUUCGCACUGACUCGACAGGAUGCCAGUGCUAGCGAUCAGGUGGUGACAGGUACACUUCUGGUCAACUCAGCCCCUGCCCUCACUCUAUUUGAUUCUGGUUCUACGCAUUCUUUCGUGUCAGUUAGCUUUUCCAGACAAUUACAUAGCAUACCUGAGAAAUUAGUGGAACCAUGGCAUGUUGCUACACCCCUUCAGAAAACCGUAAUUAUUGACACUAAAUAUAGAGACUGCAUAACUCAGAUAGGGGAAAGAGAGUUAGAGACAAAUCUUCUGCAGCUUGACAUGCAAGAUUUCGAUAUUAUUUUGGGCAUGGAUUGGAUGUCUCAGUACCAUGCUCAUAUUGACUGUUAUCAUAAAAGGGUGGUAUUUCAGAUACCUGGAGAGCAAGAAUUUUUCUUUCAGGGCGACAUACCCCUUCCGGGUGCUCCUACACUGCACUUUAUUUCCGCUUUGAAAGCUGGAAAGGCUCUGAAAAAAGGGUGUAUGGCCUAUCUGGCCUGUGUAACGGAUACUCAAAAAGAGAUCAAACUGGAAGACAUUCCAGUAGUUAGAGAAUAUCCGGAUGUCUUUCCGGAGGAAUUACCGGGAUUACCCCCAGACCGAGAGAUCGAAUUCGCUAUCGACCUCGCACCAGGAGAGGGGCCAGUCUCCAAGGCUCUUUAUCGGAUGGCCCCUACUGAGUUAAGGGAAUUGAAGAUACAACUACAAGAACUCCUGGACAAAAAGUUCAUCCAGCCCAGUGCGUCGCCAUGGGGAGCUCCUGUCCUGUAUGGGCACUAUGAAUUUCUGGUUAUGCCUUUUGGACUGAUCAAUGCUCCAGCUGCAUUUAUGGACUUGAUGAAUAGAGUCUUUAGGCAAUAUUUGGAUCAGUUUGUGAUAGUUUUUUUCGACGACAUUCUAACCUACUCAAGGAGCAGAAAGGAGAAUGAAGACCAUUUGAGGGUGGUGCUACAAACCCUUCGAGAGAAAAGGCUGUACGCCAAGCUGAACAAAUGUGAGUUCUGGCUGGACAGUGUAGCGUUUCUCGGCCAUGUGGUCUCCAAGGAAGGAGUGUCAGUGGACCCCAAGAAGAUAGAAGCGAUGGUGGACUGGCCUCGUCCUACCAACGCCAAAGAAAUUAGAAGCUUCUUGGGAUUAGCCGGGUAUUACCGGCGAUUUGUAGAAGGAUUCUCCAAAAUAGCUACUCCCUUGACCCAUUUGACUAAGAAACGAGCCAAGUUUAUCUGGGACGACAAGUGUGAGAGAAACUUUCAGGAGCUUAAACAAAGGUUAGUUUCUACCCCAAUUUUAACAUUGCCGUCCUUAACUGGAGAAUUUACCAUCUAUAGUGAUGCUUCCAAGAACGGGCUAGGCUGUGUGUUGAUGCAAGAUGGUAAGGUGGUAGCCUAUGCCUCGAGACAGCUGAAACCCUAUAAACAGAAUUACCCGACACAUGACCUGGAGCUGGCCGUAGUGGUGUUCGCCUUGAAACUUUGGAGACAUUAUUUGUAUGGCGAACACUGUGAGGUGUACACCGACCACAAGAGCCUAAAGUAUAUAUUCACCCAGAAGGAAUUGAAUAUGAGGCAAAGAAGGUGGUUGGAACUCCUGAAGGAUUAUGACCUGAGUAUUAAGUACCACCCAGGGAAGGCCAACGUGGUGGCUGAUGCCCUAAGCAGCAAGUCAGUAGUGGGCCCCGCCGCAUUACUCACCACUCAACCACAGAUUCAGAAGGAUCUCGAUAAACUGCGGGUUGAGAUGGUUACCCGAACUGCAAGAAGUCUGCUGGCCACUUUGAGUAUACAACCAACAUUGAUCGACAGAAUAAAAGUUGCCCAGCAGUCUGAUGAGCACACCUGUUAG
This is a messenger RNA of Phoenix dactylifera (date palm), 2808 nucleotides long. Lineage: Eukaryota; Viridiplantae; Streptophyta; Magnoliopsida; Arecales; Arecaceae. The record is from RefSeq and is a predicted model, not a curated record.